UUUCUAUCUUUAAAAUGGCAUCCAAGUCUCACAGCCUAGAUACCCGCGCCGAGCUCAAUGAACUUGUAAGAAGAAGAGCAGAAAUUGCGAUUGUUGAUCAUCAGUCAUCACCUACAAUGGAUUCAUUGGAUAAGAGCUUAAGUGAAGCUAAUCAGUCAUCACCUACAAUGGAUUCAUUGAAUAAGAGCUUAAGUGAAGCUAAUCAGUCAUCACCUACAAUGGAUUCAUUGAAUAAGAGCUUAAGUGCAGCUCAUCAGUCAUCACCUACAAUGGAUUCAUUGAAUAAGAGCACAAGGAAACAACAUGAUCCUGAAAUUAUUAGAGCUGCCUUAGAAGAGUUGAAAGCCAAAAAAAUGUCAGUAAGGCAGGCAUCUGCACAUUUCAAUAUACCAGCCACUACUCUUCAUGAUAAGCUAACUGGGAAGAACCCCAUUGUCUCUACAAAACGUCUGUUGAGCAAAGAUGAGGAAGAAAAACUGGUGCAAUGGCUUAUCUGUUUAGCUAAAGGUGGUUUUGCUAAAAGUAAUAAGGAAGUUUGUGAGAUGGCAGGGGCUAUCAUAGCGGCCAAAGAUUCUUCUUCAGAAAGCGAUGCACAUAUUCCAACCAAACAAUGGUUGUACUCCUUCUACAAAAGGCACCCAGAGGUGGCUUCAAAAGCUCCCAUGUCCCUUAGUAUGGAAAGAGACAUUAUCUCUGCCACCUAUGUGGAAGAAUGGUUUUUGAAUCUUCAACAACAUGUACAAAAAAUUGAUCCAAGCAUUUUCGCACACCCAAGCAGGAUCUUCAGAACUGAUGAACUUGGACUUGCAAUGAAUCCUAAAAGCAGGAAUAUUGUGGUUUCUAAGGACAGUAAGCAAGUCAACACUGUUACACCUAGUACCAAGGAACAGGUGACAGUGCUGGCAUGCACUAGUGCAGCAGGACAGUACACCCCUCCUUUAUUAGUAUACCCUUACAAAAGAGUUCCCCGAAAAAAUCUUCUUAAAGAAUUCCCUGAAGCUUUUCUUCUAGUCACUGAUAAUGGUCUGAUUGAUUCAGAAAUUUUUUUCUCAUGGAUAAAAGACAUCUUUGUCCCCUCUACCAGCCAUCUCCAAAAACCCAUCCUUCUCCUUGUUGACAGCCAUACCAGCUGCACCUUCCCUUUACAAACCUUUGAUUUUUGUAAAGAAAAUAACAUUAUAAUGUACUGCAUCCUGCCACAAGUCAGUCAUCUUAUGCAAUCGCUUGACCAGACUUUUUUGGGGAAUCUUAAGAAUGCUUUGUCUGGUGCAAUCAGAGAACAUGUUGCCCUUUAUGGUAAAGGGGUAAAUUUGGAAACUUUUCCUGAAUUGCUAAAGCCUGUGUGGGACAUAAUAGCUACGCCAGAGAUAGCCUCAAGCAACUUCAGGGCAGCAGGGAUUUACCCAUUGAAUCCAAACAGAAUCCUUAAGUCACACAAAUUAUGCUCCAACAGAGUAUAUAAGUCAUCUGCAGUUGGUGGUGCUACUUUAUCUUCACAUGUUGCACUGUCACCUCAAAUGCCAGCCGAGUGCUCCACUGCGCACCAUGGAAUCGACCCUCGUGAUGCUGCCAGCUCAAAUUCUUCAAAUUCAACAUCUCCAUCCCCAAGUGAAAGAUCUACAUCACCCGAUUCAUCUUGGUCGCCUGCCCCACCUGAGAUAUUCACAUCCCCUGCACCACCUCAGGCAGCUGCAUCCCAUUCAACAUCCCUAAUCCCGCUUCAAGCAAAAAAAUCCUUUCCUGCCACUACAUCCUUGGUCCCUUCAAAGGUUUCAGUGUCCCAAGCCAAAUCAAAGAUUCCUAUUUCUACUUCUUUCAGUUUAAAUGUGGAACAGUUACAAGAGCUUAAAGAACAUGUAUUUUUCCUUCAUGAUGAAAUAACAAGAAGAGAACUUACUAUGUUUUUUUCAAGACUCAUUCAGCCACAAACCCAAAAGUUCCCAGAUCCCCAUGAUGAGGAUAAAUUCCAACAGUUUACAGAUGUGAUUCUCUCUCUUGUGCAAAUGGGCCAUAAAUCGGCACAGGAAGAGACACCACCUCCAGCCACUCCUAACCAAAAAGAUACUCUGAAGAUUUCUUCAUCUAGAGGAAAGGGAAAUUCAAAAGGGAACCUCAGAACUGCGCCAGCGUUACCAAGCAUGUCUAGUGCAGAAGAAUCCAGGCAGGGAUUGAAACGAAAAAUAAAUGAAAAAGAACAAGAUGAAAAGAAGAAAUUGGUGAACACCUUAAAAAAAAAAGAAGAAAAACACAAAAAGUUGAUUAAAGAACCAGAAAAAAUAGAAACACCACAAAAAAAUAUUAGAAAGAAAAUAGAUUCACAACCUAUUGACAACUUGGACAAUUUAACACAAGAACCAGAAAAAAUAGGAAAGCAACAAAAAAAUGUUAGAAAGAAAAUAGAUUCACAACCAAUCGACAAGUUAGCCAGUUUACCACAAGACAUUGAGAUUGAAGUAGACUCCAUAGUUAAGACAGAAAUGGAAGUAGAAAAUGUUCCUGAUAACAACAAGAAACUUGGCGUUGUUAACGUUGAAACAAAAACCGACAAUUGUUUAGGUUGUGGCAAAAGGGAUGGUGAUAACUUCCAGGUGUACUGCAGCAUGUGUGCUAGCUGGUGGCACAGGGGCUGCAUUGAAUCUGUGAAACAUUUAAACGAUGAAGAAAUUCAAAAUUAUGAUUUUAUGUGCAGCUCGUGUUGCCCUGAUGUUUAUUCAGUAGAAGUGAACUUAGAUUUACCAAAUCCUUAGAUCUAAUGCUGGAAAAUUUAUUAUGAUCAUAGUAAUAUUGGAAUUUAUAUUAAAUGUAUUAUGUAAAAAUACAACAGAAAAAAGUAAAUAUAUGUUUAAAAAAAUAUGUCAAUAUCUGCUGUACUAGUAUCUUCUCAACUAGUAUAUGAAUUUGUGAAUAUCUAUUGUAUAUGAUUAUAUAAAUAUUCUAUUAAAAUUGCCAUACAGAGACUAAAGUUGUAAAUAUUGAAAUUAUAUGUGUAUAUAAAUUUGUAUAAAUGUUAAAAAAUAAAAUUUUAGUUGUUUUGUUUUAAUCAUUUAUUUUCAUUUUAAAUAAAUAAAAAUUAAUUAGUUUUAAGAAGAUCAGCAGGCAAUGACUUGUGUUCAGAGAAGGAAAAUUAAGCCUGUCCUUUUCAAUUAGCCAUUUAUUAGGGAUGUGUGGUAUACGUUUAUGCCAACUGUUCACCUAAUUGAGUGUGGUCAGGAAUAAGAAGAAUCUUUCUGAAUCAUUUAAAAUAAAAGCAACAGAGUAAUCAUAGCCCAUAUCAGAUAUCAGCUUAUACAAUUAAUUUUUAAAAGAAAUUGCUAUGGUAAUGAAAAUAAUGGAAAGAAAGCAUUGACCAUGUACAGGUGAAACUGAUAAAUGGUGGCCACAGUCUGACAUAUAUCCCUUACAAGGAGAGAAGGUAGAAGAUACAGGCCUUGGGAAGAGUGACUAAGAAUGAGUGUCUUCAACAUAUAAAGUAAAUACCUUGAGGACAAUUUAUAUUGUUGUAAAACAAAAAAUCUAGAUGUUUAAAACAGCAACAAUUUUUCAAGGAAAUUUUAAGAGAAGUUAUUAUUUAUUAUUAUACAUUAUUAUUAAUGAAAGAAAGGUAAAGAAACAAGUUUUAAAACAUCCACUAUGGAACAUUCCUAUUGGCAAUAGUUUGCUUGAUUUGAAGACAAUAAAAACAACAAACUACUGGUAUCCACAAGCCAAGGAAAUGAAAAGAUUUUUACAUUAAAGAAAUAUACAGUAGACUAAAAACAAACUACUG
Molecule: messenger RNA, 3766 nt
Organism: Biomphalaria glabrata
Lineage: Eukaryota; Metazoa; Mollusca; Gastropoda; Planorbidae
Product: chromatin modification-related protein MEAF6-like
Exons: 2
Coding region: 15-2747 (910 amino acids)
Cellular component (GO): nucleus; NuA4 histone acetyltransferase complex
Molecular function (GO): DNA binding
Source: RefSeq, a predicted model, not a curated record